ACAAGUGGGCAUGGAGUCGGCUCAACCCGUCUGGAGUGAAACCCACUCCCAGGUCUGGCUUCUCCGUGGCAAUUGGUCCCAAUAACCGCUCCCUGCUGUUUGGAGGCGUGCAUGAUGAAGAGGAGGAAGAGAGCAUUGAAGGGGACUUCUUCAACGAUAUGUAUUUCUAUGACAUCGGGAAAAACCGCUGGUUUCCUGGACAGCUGAAGGGACCAAAAUCAGAGAAGAGGAAGCGAAGACGUGGCAGACAAGCUGAGGCAGAGGGUGCUGGAGAUGAGAUGGAGAAGCAACCGCUACAAGGCCCGGUGGAGAUAGUCAAAGAGGUGGUGGCAGAAGAUGGGACUGUCAUGACAAUCAAGCAGGUGGUCUCUGGACCUGCAGAAGAGAAGGAGAGAUCUGAAUCAGAGGAGGAGGAGGAAGAUGGAGCCUUGGGCCAGCAAGUGGAGCCAUGCCCACGUUCAAAUGCCAUGUUGGCAGUGAAGCAUGGGGUUCUCUACGUGUAUGGUGGAAUGUUUGAGGUGGGCGAUCGUCAGUUCACCCUCAGUGACCUUUACAGCAUUGACCUACACAAGAUGGAAGAAUGGAAGGUGCUAGUGGAGAUGGAUCCAAAAGCACAAGAGUGGCUGGAGGAGUCGGAGUCAGAUGAAGAGGACGAUGAUAGAGAAGGUGCAGAGGGAGGGGAAGAGGAAGAGGAGAGCUCUGAAGAGGAGAGUGAAGAUGAGGAAGGAGAGGAGCAACACCCAUCUGUUCAGCCUGAGGAGAAGCAUGCAGACUAUCUGUCCAGGACGGAGCAGUAUUGGAUUAAACUAGCCCGCAGCAACAUGGGCCCGGAUGCCAAGGAGAAGAAGGUGGUAAAAGUGGCACAUGCCAUGGCAAAGACUUUCUAUGAAGAUUCAGUCUAGAGGUUGUUGAGCGUGUUCCAUGGGUGAAGAAACAUACUGGGAGCAGUGGUUAGCUCCGCUGAACUCAGCCUGGCGUGCCAGGCAGUUGGCAUGUCCGGAAGGCAUCCUGGCACUGCAGUGUUUGCCUGCUCGGAGUGCCUCGGCUGACCAGUCUCAAUAUGCCUACUCAGUUAAUGCUCUGGGUAUGCCAUUGUUCCCUGGAGGUUGUGGGAGGUUCUUGAGGAACAGGAUGGCUGUCCAAGCACUUGUUCUGCUGAGGCUGGUGUAUACAAUACUGCCAUAUUUUUGUU
Molecule: messenger RNA, 1192 nt
Organism: Tauraco erythrolophus (red-crested turaco)
Lineage: Eukaryota; Metazoa; Chordata; Aves; Musophagiformes; Musophagidae
Source: RefSeq, a predicted model, not a curated record